This is a messenger RNA of Sporothrix schenckii 1099-18, 324 nucleotides long. RefSeq lists its product as uncharacterized. Lineage: Eukaryota; Fungi; Ascomycota; Sordariomycetes; Ophiostomatales; Ophiostomataceae. The record is from RefSeq and is a predicted model, not a curated record. The transcript has a single exon. Bases 1 to 324 code for a protein of 107 amino acids.
AUGCUGCGCACCCAAUUUCCACUGUCAGAAUACAGCAAGCAGCGCGACACGUUAUCUUUCCCUUCACAUGCGCCCGCUGGCGCUUACCUGACUCCAGAGAACAGACGCGACAGGGACAUUUUGGUGUGGGAAAUUGCGCACCCUCCAUCAGAAAAAUGCACUCCGCCGACAAGCACACCCACCAGAACAGGCCAGCCCAGUCCAGCCCAGCACGCUCGCAAGGUCUUCUAUCUCGACCCUUGCCUCACGCAACAGCGCCUUCUUCUUUUGGGUGCUGUUGAGAGCGUACCGAACAUCGUAUUCUACACUGCGAUACGAGAUUGA